UACCCCCAGUCUCUCGCCAGCCGUUCCCAAGUCUGGAAACCUCACCAGCUUCCAAAAAAGCUGUGUUUCUGAAAGGAAAUAAAAAAAUUAAACAUUUAUGAAAAACAUAUAUAAAAAGUCGAAAUUGCGCGAAAAUACGUUGUAUAUUUACAAUUAUAUGAACGAUCCCGUUUGUCAUAUAGUCAUCUGUUUCUCCACUAAAAAUAUCUCGUACAAAUAGUGCUCGGUUUAAACUCGUAAAUUAAAUUUAAAUUAAACUAGAUUAAAUUUAAAGUAAAUAGAUUUUCGACACUUCGAGUAAGAAUAGAUAAAAUGUCAAAAAUCUCUCUGGACGGCUUUUUUUCCUACUGCAAGUCAAUAGCUGAGCAUAUCCAACUGGGCGAGAGAAUGGCGGCACUUUCCGGACAAGGGACCCCUAGGCUGACCUCCUCCGUGGGCAACCUCUACUAUGACUCCAUCCUGCCAUACCGCGAGGACUCCGGACCUCAAACGCGGGAGUUCCUGGCGCGUGUCGUGGACGUGCUGCUCGACUUCGUGCAGCAGGUCAACGACCGCAACGAGAAGAUCCUGGAGUUCAAGAUGCCUGAAGAGAUGCAGAAGCUGCUGGACCUGGAGCUGCGGGACGAGCCGCUGCCGCUGAAGCAGCUGCUGGAGGACUGCAAGGUCACCCUUAAGCAUCAGGUCAAGACUGGCCACCCCCACUUCUUCAACCAGCUGUCCUGCGGCUUGGACAUCAUCUCGCUGGCCGGCGAGUGGCUGACGGCCGCCGCCAACACCAACAUGUUUACGUACGAGAUAGCUCCCGUCUUCAUCCUCAUGGAGAAUGUGGUGCUGGAGAAGAUGAGAGCCAUGAUCGGGUGGAGCGACGGGGACUCCAUCCUUGCCCCUGGUGGCUCCGUGUCCAACCUGUACGCGUUCCUGGCGGCCAGGCACAACAUGUUCCCGCAGUACAAGGAGAAGGGGCUCUCCAGCAUCCCUGGACAUCUCGUCAUGUUCACCUCCGACCAGUGCCAUUACUCCGUGAAAUCCUGCGCGUCGGUCUGCGGCCUCGGGACUGACUACUGCAUCUCCGUGCCUUCUGACGAGCGCGGGCGCAUGAUCCCGGCCGAGCUGGAGCGGCGCGUGCGCGAGCAUAAGGACAAGGGGAACGUACCGUUCUUUGUGAACGCGACGUCCGGGACCACCGUGCUGGGAGCGUUCGACCCGCUGCCCGAGAUCGCCGACAUCUGCCAGAAAUACAACAUGUGGAUGCACGUCGAUGCUGCCUGGGGCGGCGGCUUGCUGUUCUCCAAGAAGUACCGUCAUCCGCGACUCACUGGCAUUGAGAGGGCUGACUCCGUGACAUGGAACCCCCACAAGCUGAUGGGCACUCUGCUGCAGUGCUCCACCGUACACUUCAAGAUACCCGGCAUCCUGUUGAGCUGCAACGAGAUGGCCGCCGAGUACCUCUUCAUGACCGACAAGAUCUACGACCCUCGCUUCGACACCGGUGACAAGGUCAUCCAGUGUGGACGCCAUAACGACAUCUUCAAGCUGUGGCUGCAGUGGCGUGGGAAGGGUACGUCAGGCUUCGAGCGCCUCAUGGACCGGCUGAUGGAGCUCUCCGAGUACAUGGUGCGCCGCAUCCGCGAGCAGAGCGACAAGUUCCACCUGAUCCUGGAGCCCGAGCUCGUCAACGUCAGCUUCUGGUACCUGCCGCGCCAGCUGCGAGGAGUGCCGCAUGAUCAGAAGAAGGAGAUCCUGCUUGGCAAGGUAUGCGCGAAGCUGAAGGGGCGCAUGAUGCAGGCCGGCACCAUCAUGGUGGGCUACCAGCCGGACGACCGGCGCCCCAACUUUUUCCGGAACAUCAUCAGCUCGGCCGCCGUCACCGAGAAGGACGUCGACUUCCUGCUCGCCGAGAUGGACCGGCUGGGGCACGACAUCGUUGUGGACUAAACUGGAUACUUUAGCUUUCAACGGACCGAGAUUUAUUUUUCUUCUACAGAUCUGAUAUUUGCACAAGGUUAAAGCUUGUAAUAGCUAGCAGUUAAUAACCGAGAUACUGCGAGAUACUACGAGAUACAGCUAGUAGUUAGUUACCGAGAUACUGCGAGAUACUACGAGAUACAGCUAGUAGUUAACUCUGUCAAAAAAUCUAAAUACGGUCCGUUGAAAAUACCUAUAGAUACGUCAAGAACUAUGGUUUCCCUUCCAAUGAAUAAGUAGCGUUUGACUUGUAUUAAUAAACGUUAGUUUUUUCAUUAGUCAAUAUCGGUCAAUGCCACGAACUCGACACAAAAAUAGAACAUUACCAAAUCUGUGCGAGUCAUAUCUUUUCACUUAAAAAAAGAAGUAUCUUUUUUUGGUCCUUUUUUUGCUGUAGAAGUCUAAUAGAAAAAAUAAAAAAAAAUUAAAUCAGAACUAGAUGGCGCCACAUGUUUUGUGGUUAUGCUGGUUAUGAAAUUGAAAUUAGUUACUAUUAUUGGACGAGAUGGCGUUGUUAAGCUUUAUAAACUAAAAAAUUAUAGCUUUGUGUUGAAUUGUUAACUUUAACUUAGUAGACAUUAUAAUAAGCUUUUGGUGCGUAUUUUAACGGGGUAUUGGCUGUAUUGCCUCCAGUAGGGAUCUUCAGAGCUAAGUACAUGUAAUGUAGUAUUUAAAUUCGAAAUUAACCUUCGUUUCAAGACUAGGAUUGGGGAGAGUACGGUUUAGAUGCGCUAUUUUCAGGCAGAUCCUUGUUGAAGUCUAUAAAUAUAUCGAUAAUAUGUAAGAAAAAAUAUAUAAAUACAAUUCCAAAGUUGAUAUUGACGUUUAUAUAUGUAUCGUUAAAAUAAAAUUCUAAUAAAUAUAUUGACAAA
Cydia fagiglandana is the source of this 2837-nucleotide messenger RNA. It is a transcript of the gene Gad1, whose product is annotated as glutamate decarboxylase. Bases 313 to 1935 code for a protein of 540 amino acids. Gene Ontology annotation, biological process: GABA biosynthetic process. Gene Ontology annotation, cellular component: cytoplasm. The transcript has 14 exons. Lineage: Eukaryota; Metazoa; Arthropoda; Insecta; Lepidoptera; Tortricidae. Gene Ontology annotation, molecular function: glutamate decarboxylase activity; pyridoxal phosphate binding. The record is from RefSeq and is a predicted model, not a curated record.